Molecule: messenger RNA, 1326 nt
Organism: Aspergillus tanneri
Lineage: Eukaryota; Fungi; Ascomycota; Eurotiomycetes; Eurotiales; Aspergillaceae
Product: splicing regulator NSRP1-like domain-containing protein
Exons: 1
Coding region: 1-1326 (441 amino acids)
Biological process (GO): regulation of alternative mRNA splicing, via spliceosome
Source: RefSeq, a predicted model, not a curated record
AUGCCACCCACCAUAUCCUAUGGUCUCAAUCUGCCGAAUAAAAAACCCCCGGGUGGUCAAAAACGUAAGAAAGCUAUUUUCGACUCCGACUCCGACGACGAAGACGGAGGAGGAGAUGAUGACCGCGGCGUGGAAAUCUCAAGCCUAGGCGGACUGGACGAGCCCGACCCCAAGACCAACCCAUCGAGGGGACCCACUACGAAACGCAAACUGCCAUUCGGCGGCCAGACGGUCAAGCCGAAUGUCAAACCACUGAGUAAGAAAUCGAUCUUCGCGGAUGAUGACGACGACGAAGACGGAGACAACAAACCCGGAGAGCAGCUAGGCAAAAAUACCACACAAUAUGGAUUAAACACAGCAAAGACAUCCAGCGAGGAAUACACGAACCUAUCCGCCCUCCGCAGCAGUAAAAAACACGCCGAGGAGGCCGAGAAGCUGGAUCCAUCGAUAUACUCCUACGAUGCGGUAUACGAGAGUCUCCAUACGAAACCGACGAAGACGCCCGUAGCAGAAGGAGAGAGUGAAACGCCUCGAUACAUGACAUCGUUGCUGCGGAGCGCGGAGAUCCGCAAGCGGGAUCAGCUGCGCGCCCGAGAUCGCAUGCUGGCGAAGGAGCGCGAGGCGGAGGGUGAGGAGUUCGCGGACAAGGAGAAGUUCGUAACGUCUGCAUACAAGGCGCAGCAGGAGGAGCUGCGACGGGUGGAAGAGGAGGAGGCGGAGCGGGAGCGACAGGAAGAAGAACGAAGAAAGCAGAAUGGUGGAUCGGGUAUGAUUGGAUUCUAUCGGGAUAUGCUCUCACGUGGAGAGCAGCAACAUGAGGCCGCUGUGAAAGCGGCCGAGGAGACAGCACGACGGGUCCAGGCCGGAGAGGUGUCCGAGGAGACGGAGGAUACGACCAAGGAAAAGUCGGAAGCCCAGAUGGCGGCGGAGCUCAAUGAGCGCGGUGCCCGCAUCGCUGUUAAUGACGAGGGUCUGGUGGUCGAUAAGCGGCAGCUGUUGUCAGCGGGUUUAAACGUAGCGCCGAAGCCGAAGAAGCCAGACGAGACGGUCCGCUCGAAGACUGCUACACGCCCGUCGGCGGCAGUCAACUCUCGGUUCGAUGGGGCCGGCCAACGGGCUGGUCAGCGGGCCCGUCAGACGGUGAUGAUUGCGGCGCAACUCGAAGAGCGAGUCCGGCAGGAAGAGGAGGCCGAAGCAGCGCGACAGAAAGAGAUCGCCGAGCGCAGUCGCAGUCGCCGAACGGAAACCGACGUCUCGAGUGCCCGGGAGCGAUACCUAGCGAGAAAGAAGGAGCGAGAGGCAGCAGCCAAAGGGAAAGAGUCUUAA